CGACCCAACCCUGAUACAUGGCGGUUUCGGCCUUUCGGGCGUCGAAAUUGGCAGGCCCAUUUGAGGGUUCAUUCUUCCUCUUCCUCUCCACAGUUCAGCAAGCGGCAAGCCACCAUUGCCCGCAGAAAUCUCAGUCACAAUAGCCGGCACGACUCUCAAGUCUCAGCUCUCCGGUUCUGAUUCUUUUGCGAUCUCUGGUUUGCUGCUUGGAUUGUAAAUUGUCGACUCUGGUAAUUCGACAGACUGUUUUUCCAAAAUGUUCAAUGGAAUGGGAGGGGAUUCUUUGGACAAGCUCGGGGCUCUCCGAAUUGCUUCGCUUGACGAGGAGGAAGAUGAUCAAGUAAACGAAGAUGAAGAUGAAGAUGAAGGUGACUUUGACGAUGAUGAUGAUGAUGAAGAUGCAGUCCCUGUAACUCUAGGUUUUUUCGAAAAGCCUAGGAAUAGCUGGUCCCUUCUUCGUCAGCUAUUUCCAAGCAAGGCUGGGGGUGUUCCAGCUUGGUUGGAUCCUACUAAUUUGCCUUCGGGAAAGUCUUGUCUCUGCGACAUUUGUGGAGAGCCUAUGCGGUUUGUGCUUCAGGUUUACGCACCACUCUCUGAGAAGGAAUCUACAUUUCACCGCACAUUAUUUGUAUUUAUGUGUCCAUCAAUGGCAUGUCUCCUCCAAGACCAACAUGAGCAGUGGAAACGGAAAUCAGAAAAUGCUUCUCGAAGUGUGAAGGUUUUCCGUUGCCAACUGACCCGCUCAAAUCCUUUUUACUCAAGUGAACCUCCAAGGCACGAUGGGACUGACAAACCUUCUAGGGUUGGAGCCUCUCUCUGUAAUUGGUGUGGUACAUGGAAAGGAGAUAAAGUUUGCAGUAGUUGUAGAAGAGCACGUUAUUGCUCAGAGAAACAUCAGACUACCCAUUGGAGGUCAGGUCAUAAGAUUGAAUGUCAACAAUUGAGCUUUUCUCCUCAGACUCCUAGCACUGGGCCAAUUAACAGUUCGACAGAUAUCCAAAAAGUUGCAAGCAAGAACAUAUGGCCUGAGUAUGAGAUUGUAAAUGAGGAUGAAUGCGAAUAUGAUGCAGAGAUGUCUGAAGACAAUGGCUGUGCCAAUUCAUUGGUUUCUGGGAGCCGAAUGGAUGAGACUGUCAAGUCAUUGAUGGACAACUUUGAGGGUGAUGGUGACAAAAAGAGUUGGGCUUCCUUCCAAGAGCGCAUUUCCAGGGCCCCUGAGCAAGUGUUGAGAUAUUGUAGAAAUGAUAGUGCUAAACCACUGUGGCCUAUGUCUAGUGGUCGACCACCCAAGACUGACAUUCCCAAAUGCAGCCAUUGUGGUGGCCCUCGGGGUUUUGAAUUUCAGAUUUUACCGCAGUUGCUUUAUUACUUCGGGGUGCAAAAUGAGGCAGAUUCGCUUGACUGGGCAACCAUUGUUGUUUACUCAUGUGAAGCCUCCUGCGAUGGUGGGGCUGUUUACAAGGAGGAAUUUGCUUGGGUUCAGCUUGCUUCUCAAUCUGUUGCUGUUCCUUGACGAGAGAUGCAAUUUUACUGUUUUUCAUACCUGGCAAGAAGAAGAAGAAGCCGUUCCUCAUCCGUCUCCUUCCUAUUCACAAUGAGCAAUGCUUUUUAUAUCUUCCCAACUUUUGGUGCACCGCGUGGUGAUUUUGGAAGAACAUUGACUGCCCUAUCCUUCAAAUUAAAUUAUACCCUCUUUUUUUGGUCUGUAUAAAAUUUGGCGGUGUUUAUUUCGAGACUCAGAUAUAUUCAACUUCUUGUAAGACGUGUCAGAAACGUCUUCAAUGCAGAAGAAAGAAAACGAUACAGGUGGGUACUAAAAUGGGUAAAAGGCCUUUGCUAUUUGGAUAGAAUUUAUAAGGAUAUAAUUCUCCUUUUUUGUCAUUUUAAUUAUUAUUGUUAGGAUAAUGAGAAAUUUUGUUUGCAA
Messenger RNA from Diospyros lotus (date-plum), 1924 nucleotides. RefSeq lists its product as uncharacterized. Gene Ontology annotation, cellular component: cytoplasm. The transcript has 11 exons. The record is from RefSeq and is a predicted model, not a curated record. The coding region runs from base 257 to 1513 and encodes 418 amino acids. Lineage: Eukaryota; Viridiplantae; Streptophyta; Magnoliopsida; Ericales; Ebenaceae.